AUGAAAGGUGUCCAGAAGCUGACCAGGCUGCCUGGAGAGGUGGUACGUUCCCUCUUACCAGCAGUCUUCAAGCAGAAGGUGGAUGACCCUGUGUCAGGAAUGCUGUCUUUCUCCAAGAAGAGAAGACAUAGUUCCUCAAGCCCCAAAAGCAAAAGAAAGAAAGAAAGAAAACACCAGAAACAAUCCCGAAGCCGACCUCGAAAAUCUCACCGCCAUCGUCACCGCCGCUGUCACUCUCGGUCACCCAGCUCUGAGUCACGCUCCUCCAGCUGUGAGAGCAGGCACAGGGCCAAGUCCCCCGAAGAAGGGCCCAAGUCGAGGCGGAGGCGCCCAAGGCCCUGCUCUAAGGCUAUCCAAAAGGGAACUGUGAGCAGCGGUGAGACCCGGUCUGGCCACGCCCCCAGCCAGUCCCUCCAGGUCUACAGCUUCCUCUCCUCCAAUGAAGUCAUUUCUCAGUCGGGGUCUUCCGUUGACCUCUUUACCAAAACAGUCAGCCCGCUUGGCAAUCUCGCAGCACCCCGAGGAGGGUCCCAGGAAUAUGACUCAGGAAACGACACUUCCUCCCCACCCUCCGCCAGGACCAGCUCCUCCAGCCCCCAGGAUGGCCAGGACAAAGGGAGCCCCGGGCGGCCAGGCUGCGGGCGGAGCAGCUUGCCUGCGGGCAAGCCCAAACUACUGCUCACCAGUGAUAACAGCUCCGAUUCGGGGAAUUCCUUCACCACUUGUUCCUCCCAGACCAAGGGACCCAGUUUAGAGACUCUGUCUUCAGAGCCCCAGGCCACGGACUCAAGAGGAUUCCAGUCACCAUGCCUUGGCUGCUCAGAUGUGAAGAAACUGAGUCCUGCCCCCUCACCAGCUCGGACCGCUCCACUGAGAGCCUGUUCCCAGGGUACCUCCUACAGCAGCCCUGCGAGAUCCUCCCCAGCCUCUAGCCACUCCUCCCCAUCACCGAAUCACAGAGGGGACUCCCCCAGGUACCGAAGUCGCUCAAGCUCCUCAGGGAAGAGGUCAUACACCCGGUCUCCCAGCUACUCAUCAACAUCCGGCAAGCUGAGUCCAAUAAGCAGAAGCCCCCGGCCCCGACGGAGUCCCAGUUACACCCGGUAUAGCCCUACCAGAGACAGAGAACGAGACCACAAGUAUGGACCCAGUGAAAAGGAGACCCCUCGGGACCGAGAGCGGAGACGACGGCGGUCUUACUCCCCCAUGAGGAAGCGCAGGAGGGAUUCCCCCAGCCACCUGGAGGCUCGUCGGAUCACAAGUGCCCGGAAACGUCCCAUCCCCUACUACCGGCCCAGCCCCUCCUCCUCCAGCAGUCUCAGCAGCUACUCCUCCUGGGAUAGCAGCAGCAGUCGCAGCCGCAGUCGAAGUUACUCACGCAGCAGCAGCAGCAGUGGCCGCAGCCGAAGCAGCAGUGAGAGCAGCAGCAGCGACAGUGACGGUGCCAGUGAACCUGGGAGCCACAGCAGGAGCUGGAGCCACAGCCGGAGUUAUGCCUCUGAGGGCAGCUAUGAGAGCACAGGCCGCUAAGGGAGGCCUCCCAGCCGUGGCCUCCAGACUCUGACCCCUUUCUUCACACUGACAGAAGUCUUGUGACCUGGGAAGGCUCUAGGUCCCCCAUCUACCCUGACCCCUUCCUCUACUCCAAGGAGAAGAGAGGACCCACCAGCUCCACUCUUCUCCCCUUGGCAGCCAGCCAUGAGCCACGCAUGCCCUGCAGCCAUCCUGGACCAGAAUCUGGUGGGGGUGGGGAAGAGAACAACCCACCCAAGGCAGAGGGAGCCCUUUGUAUGACGCAAGGACCACCAGGCCAGUGGUUUAGAUAUGGGGCUUCAUGGGGGCACCAGGGAUGCCACUGGGCUUACAAUACUCCACUCAGUUAAGUCUUUUUUCCAUAAUAAGGGCAUGGCCAAUGGACCCCAUUGGACGCCAUCUUGACUCUUUCCCCCUACACAGGCACACAUAGACACUCUGACAUCAUUUUCACCAUCCUAAUCCCAAGCUGUUAUUUUGCAGCUCAUCCUAAAUCCAGGUUGAUAGCAAGAGAGAAAACCAAAGGGCAACAUUAUUGGGGUACACAUCCCCCCAAGUUUGCUUUUCCCCACUUAGUGAAGGAAUGCUGAGUAGCCACACCAUCCCAGUGGGUGCCUCUGGUUUUAGGGAAUGGGGAGGGUGAGGUGAGAACCAGAAAAAAACCAACAGUAGCAUUUUUUUUGGAAGUUGUGGAUCAGAAGUGGGGGUGGGGAGAUGGGGAAGAGGGAAUGGGAAGGGAGACUCAACACUGGCUCCUGAUCCUGUGGAGGCUCCAAGACCAGAAGGCCUUGGGCCCAGAAGGAGGAAGGAAGGAUUAUCCUUGCCAUCUCAGCACGGAAGGUGGAAGGGAGGUCUUGGGAAGGGAGAAUCAACUACUUGACUUGACUAUUUCAAGUUCCAACUUGCUUCUGAACUUUGGAAGAUACUCACUUGUCUGUGGAAAUAAUAUCAUGAAAGAUGCCAAACCAGGGUGACACCCUGGUAGAAUCUGCCUUUGGCAGACUGCAGUGAGACAGGGAGUGAUGGACUUGACAAACAAGAGGAAGACUGGACCAAUGAGGAAGAGAAGAUAUUCUCCCAUUCCUUAUUGUACCUAGUGUUUCUCAUACAACCACUAUCUCAUCGGACUGUCUGAGCCAUCGACUCUGAGGCUCCAGUGAGCCGCUCAGAAAGAAAGACAUGCCCAACCUUCUCUAAGCCUUUCGGCAAGACCCCAGUACAACAGGCUUUGAUGCUUCCAACAUCAACAGGGUUCUCCAGGCUAGAGGAAGCAAGUGAUAAAAAGCCACCUGCAGCUAGAUCCCGAGUGACUCAUAGAACUUAUAAUUCUUUUCCUGAACCCCAAGGACAAGGUCUGAUUCAUGUCCUCCCAGCUGGCACCAGCUUCAUCUCAUCUAGACCCCAGCUGGAAAUACCUUGGGUGCCAUUGAUCUAUGCUGGUAGCCAGUGCCUACCAGUCUGACCUCUCUUCCCUCAGCAUUUGCCCACAAAUUCCCUUAUUCUCAAAUCCCAAUCCCCAGACUUCAAGCACCCCAGAGUCAUCUUCUUGUGAUGCCUCUUGAGUCAAGGGUGGUGUCAAUGCCUCCAUUUCUCUGAUUAAGUCCCUAUUCCCAAAACCCACCUCACCUCCAGGGAAUUUAGCUCAGCUCAGCCAAAGUUGCUUAGGUCCUGUAGUACAGAUCACAUCUAGCAUAGGAGCUGGGGUGGGAGGGGAAGGCUCCUGAGGAGAAGAACUCACCAACUCACACCUCAGGCAUUCAGCUGUUGCUAGUUUUCAAUUAGGGGGAAGCCCCAUCCUGGUCAAGCCCUAACUCCUGCUCCUUGAUGUCACCCGAAGCCUGGUGCCAGGAGCAGCUGUAAGCCGAUCAGCAAACCACAAAUACCAUGGGCUGAAAUCAUAUGAUGGGUGCAAAGAGUGGGAGGAAGAAGUUUUAAAUAACAUGGGGGCAGAUCAGUUGUCAGGACAGGGGGAGGGGGUAGUUUCACUAGUCACAGCAACAAGAAAGUAGGGUGGAGUGGAAGGGGCUGUGAGGAUAAUCCAGUUUCCAUUAUUCCUCCCUGGGGAGGCAGGACAGAUACCUUUUCAUGGUGUGAUGUUGGUCUUCUGUUCACAGCAGGUGAGAACUGUAAUUAUUUUUGAAUUGUUAGAGUUCCCACUGUCUCAUCACCUCAUCCCCCCCCUCAAACAAACACCUUUGGCUGGCAGGCUCUCUGGGACCCUGAGCCCACAGAAGCCAAGGCCAACCAAAGACUAUCAGAUAAUACAUGGAGGAGCCUGGUGGUAUUUAUGGUCACUAGAGAGAGGAAGGACAAAGUUGGUUCCUUACGGUUAUGAAGACUACUGAUUCCUCUGAUUUUCCCAUGGGGAGAAACAUAGGUGAGGGAGAGUGGUGAUGUGGGGGGUACAGAUGGCCAGAGAGUCAAGAGAGAAGUGCCACAUACCUUCUCACACACCUUGGGAGAGUGUCUAAGAGGCUUCCCCCCACUGCUCUGCACUCACCUGCCUCUGGCCCCCUGGCUUUCCCCUUCAGCUUUAACCCAGAGCCCCCUGCUUCCAGGGUCAGGCUAGUUCAGCUGCUAGCCCAGCUUCCUAACAUCAAACUCAUGACAUCACCACCACAGAAAAAAAAAAGAGACAACAGUUGUGUCCCAACACAAGGAGGGACCUUGAGUGGGAAG
Trichosurus vulpecula (common brushtail) is the source of this 4212-nucleotide messenger RNA. It is a transcript of the gene SRRM4, whose product is annotated as serine/arginine repetitive matrix 4. Gene Ontology annotation, biological process: regulation of RNA splicing; neuron maturation; mRNA processing. Gene Ontology annotation, cellular component: nucleus. Lineage: Eukaryota; Metazoa; Chordata; Mammalia; Diprotodontia; Phalangeridae. Gene Ontology annotation, molecular function: mRNA binding. The record is from RefSeq and is a predicted model, not a curated record. Bases 1 to 1530 code for a protein of 509 amino acids. The transcript has 10 exons.